Eucalyptus grandis is the source of this 1581-nucleotide messenger RNA. Its product is annotated as protein AGENET DOMAIN (AGD)-CONTAINING P1-like. NCBI's taxonomy places the organism in Eukaryota, Viridiplantae, Streptophyta, Magnoliopsida, Myrtales, Myrtaceae. The transcript has 5 exons. The coding region runs from base 1 to 1581 and encodes 526 amino acids. The record is from RefSeq and is a predicted model, not a curated record.
AUGAGGCCUAGCGAAUCUUCGUGGACAAACUAUUAUGUGAGUUUACGAUAUUAUUUGAGCUUAUGCACCACCCCGCCCAAUCCCAACACCGCCAGUUCGCGCUCUGUCUCUCUCUGGAUCAUCUGGGUCAGCAUUCACUUCCUCCCCAACACCGUCUCCUUCGCACCCAGAUUCUCUCCUUCCAGGGCACGACCCCGCAAUGCCGCCCCUCCCCUCCUCCUUCGCCAAGGACGACGCCGUCGAGAUCCUCCGCCCCGGCUCCGCCCCCGGCCUCCGCGGCGCCCUCUACCCGCCACCGUGCUCCGGUCGCCGGCCCGCGCCAAGAAGCUCAUCUUCGUCGAGUACCUGACCCUGUCGGGCGACGGCGGCGGCGGGGGCCCGGAGGGGGAGCGGCCGCGGCUGAGGGAGUACGUGGACCUGGCCCGGGCGAGGCCCGUCCCGCCGCGGGUGAUGCACGAGCGGUUCCGGGUGGGGGAGGAGGUGGACGCCUUCCGGGAGGACGGGUGGCAUUUCGGCGAGAUCAGGGAGAUUCGGGAGGACUCCAGGUAUCUGGUGGCGGUGGGAGGGGGGAGUGAGGAGGUGGAGUUUGGGCAGAGGGAGUUGAGGCGUCACCGGGAGUGGAGCGGCGAUGGGGUUUGGACCCCGCCUUUGGCCGGCGGUGAAUUGCAGUUCUUGAAAAUUGACUUGCAGGAGAAAUCAUCUACAAUGGAGUUAAAGCCUUUCAAGAUAAAAUUCAAGAUAGGACUCGAUAAAGGGACAUCAUUGCCACCCCCUGAGUUUGGAAAGGGUAAAACUGUGGAGGUCAGCAGUGAUGAAAAAGGUUAUGAGGGUUCUUGGUUUUCCGCAACUGUCAUUGACUAUAUAGGAAAUGACAAGUAUCUGGUUGAAUACCUAACCUUGAAAACAGACGAUGAAACUGAACCUUUGAGGAAGAAGCAUAUUCACGUGGUGGGUGGUGUAAUUUCCAAAGUUCUAAAAGGCUCUCAGUAUAUUGUCUACUUCAGCACAUCCAAUGAAGAACUAAUUUUCAAUGAGUCUAAUCUGAGGCUUCACCAGGACUGGAGUGACGGCAAGUGGGUCAUUGCUUCCCAGGAUAAUUCUACUGAGGUGGCAUUGAGAAUAGCAAGUUUAAGAGGUAAAACGGAGUUUGGCGAUGCUAAUAUAAAAGUGAAAUUCAGUAAGGGAAUGAAAGUGGAGGUGAGAAUCAAUGAAGAUGGUUACAUGGGCUGUUGGUUCCCUGCAGUGAUCAUCGAUACGAUUGGAGACAAGUUUUUGGUUGAGUAUCAGACUUUGCAGACUGAUGACGAAACCGAAUUACUCAAAGAAGUAGCAGAGAGUUCACAUAUAAGGCCUUUUCCUCCUGACAUUAAAUGUGCACACACUUUUGCACAGGACGAAAUGGUUGAUGCUUGGUAUAAUGAUGGCUGGUGGGUGGGUCAUAUUUCCCAAAUUCUUGGGGGCUUGAAGUACAAAGUCUACUUUAUGACAUCAAGUGAGGAAUUGGAAUUUGAACAUCACAAUCUUAGACCUCAUCAAGAAUGGAUUGGUGGUCGAUGGAUUAUCACUUCCAGGGUACGAUGA